AAAAAGGAAAAGGAAAAGAAAAAGAAAAGUUGCAGCAUCCGAGUGGUUGGUUUCGGGGCAAGGUUUGAGUCUUCAUCGAUGGUGUGGAUGUAUAUGCUCCGGGGUGGUGAGACGUCAGGGGGGUUUGCUGGCUAACUCGUGCAAUCAACGACAAAUUCCUUCGCCUUAGUAAGCUAGCUUUGUAAGCUAAGCAAGCCUGGUUCUCCGGGCUUUCUCCCUUCUCGACCAGACGAAGGAGAUAUGAAUUCCAUUCAGGGGUGAAAGCGUCUCUCCAUGAAAAAUUCACGAUCAAAACAGCGCCUUUACUGUCAAAACCCAAAAACUAAAACCCUCUUUUCCAAUUCCCCCUCCCGCCCAGUAAACGUUGCUCACUACUUUCUCUCUGCGCUUGCUUAAUCACAGCUCCAAUUCAAACCGGUAGGCUCUCUUCCAUUGCAACUUUCAGAUACAACUCCCGUAUUUUAGUGUUGAGUUUGCAUUUUUUUUGGUUUUGUUGUGGCGGGCAAUGUGUGUUGCGAUUUUAUAAAAGCAUGAAUGCGACCGUGGGCGAUCUAAUUUUAGGGCUUUCCGAACACGGGGUGCUCUGAUUUCUUACUUUCUGUUUGGAGAUUGAAGAUGCUAUUUUACCCUCUUGAUUUAUUUAUGUUGUUGUGUGGUGAAUGAUUCUUGGAUUGUAAGAUUCUUAUGGCUGAUCUUAAAAUUUUCCAACUAUUUGCCCGAAAAUCGUGUUCGGUUAUCAUCUGCGCCCGGCGUCGUUUCAUCGAUCCCUCCCACCUCUUCAAUUCCUCAGUUCAGCUAGUACUGCACUUGAAAUCCGUGUAGAAAUCAUCAAAAUUUCUUGUUGGCUUCGAAUUCGAUUACAGCGAUUCGCGUAAAACAAUUGAGUAGAUGUCGAGGUUUCGUGGAUUAUGGCAAGCUUCGGUUAAUGCAACUAAAAGAGCUCUUUUGUGGAAGCCUGAAGACUUGCUUCCUCCAAGCGAACGGUAUAUUUUUAAGUUUGACACGAAAGAGGAGCUGAAGCGAUGGCAUUUGUAUGCAGAUUCCGAAUAUAAUGGUUUGUCAUCAGCGUCGCUGCAAAUACAAGAGUCUACCAAUGGAUCAAGUGGUACUGGUGUAUUCUCUGGAAACCUUUCUUUGGAUGUCGCUGAAGGUACUAAAUGGAAUAUAACUAGAAGUGGAUUCUGCGGAAUGAGAUCUAAGAAGUUUGAUGGCUUCAUUGAUCUGGAUGGGUACGACACAUUAGCUCUGAAACUUAAAGGAGAUGGGCGAUGCUAUAUAUCUACUAUUUAUACGGAGAAUUGGGUGAAUUCUCCCGGGCAACAAGAAGAUAACUCGUGGCAGGCAUUUGUUUAUGUGCCUAAGGACAACUGGUACAUUGCCAAGAUCCCCCUCGCUCGAUAUCUGCCAACAUGGCGAGGCAACGUGAUAGACGCAGAGCUCGAGAUGAACCCGGCUCGUGUCGUGGGCAUGUCACUCUCGUUGAAUGCAGAAGGUGGAAUCCCAGGCGCCAUCUCUGGUCCAGGUUGCGGUUGUUUGAAGACCGGAGAGCAAUGGCGGCGCGGUGGUGGCUGCAAGCUGCAGCUGUUGCAAGAGAGUGGAAGAAUGGUUGCACAUUUCGGCACAGUUUGCAGUCAACGGACUCGCGGGCGACGCGGGCCGACGGGAAGCAGACAUAGUCAUAUAUACUUUCAUUCUAAAAUAAAAAUUAAGUCCACACAGUUCUUAUUCAAAAAUGAGUUAGCGUUUAAAUACAUCAAUUUUGGAGGUAGUUUGAUUUUAUACAUGAACUUUAAAAAAAAAAAAAAUACACGAAUUUUAAUGUUGUAGCAAUUUUGUCAUAAUUUCUUUUUAUAUUAAAACUGACAUGACAAUAGUAGGAUUUA
Messenger RNA from Salvia miltiorrhiza (redroot sage), 1883 nucleotides. RefSeq names its product probable complex I intermediate-associated protein 30. Gene Ontology annotation, biological process: mitochondrial electron transport, NADH to ubiquinone; mitochondrial respiratory chain complex I assembly. The record is from RefSeq and is a predicted model, not a curated record. Bases 889 to 1827 code for a protein of 312 amino acids. Gene Ontology annotation, cellular component: mitochondrion. The transcript has 9 exons. NCBI's taxonomy places the organism in Eukaryota, Viridiplantae, Streptophyta, Magnoliopsida, Lamiales, Lamiaceae.